UCGUGAAGAUAUCAAAUACAAUGGCUGGAAUGGUUGGUUAGGCAUAUAAGCACACGUCCAGCAACCAAAUUAAGUAAAGGUUGUGUGUUCGAAUCUCAUCAUGGACAACUUUUGUAUUUGAGCUAAUUAGCAACUUUGCAACUACUUACUACUUUUUAGUUACUUUGCAACUACUUAGCAUGUUAGCUAACCCUUACGCUAAUCCUAGCCAUUUGUACUUAAUGCAAUUCGUAACAUGUAACUCGUAACAUAUCAUACGAAAUGGUUGAUGGAUAUCCACAAAUGAAUACAUACUAUACGAAAUGUAACAUAUUAUACUAUAGAUUCUCAGAUUUACUUACUGAAUAAUACGAAAUGCUCUGAGACCACGUUGCAACUGUCUGUAAACCAGACAGUUAUACCUUCGAUUGUAUCAGUGAUGUGUGCGGACAAAGUACAGAGGAAACCUCUGCGGCUCAUCGCCGCUGCGUGCAACAACAUGGGAAUAGGACAAAAUGGACAGUUGCCAUGGCAUUUACCAUGUAACUGUUUCAAAUGUAGGCUAUUUAAAAGCCAGCAUUACAAAUUACACAAUUGCGUGAUUGUUAGCAUUAUUCAACCCCUCUGUGAGCUGGUGGAGACCAUCUGGGUGGUGGGUGGCCCACAGGUCUAUCAGGAGGUCCUGAUGCAUCCCUGGUGUGACCUUGUCUACCUCACUGACAUCAUGGCUGACUUCCACUGUGAUGUCUUCUUCCCGCAGUUUGACCAAAGCAUUUUUAGAAAACAAGAGGUGAGGAAGUUUCCUGGAGUACCAAAUGAGAUUCAAGAGGACAAUGGGGUUACAUUUAAAUUUGAAGUUUUCAAGAGGGAGAUCUGUGGAGCUGAAUAAAUACAAACAUUCUGACUAUUCUUUGUCAGACCUUCAGUGCCUUUUUUAACUGGCAUUGUGGAUUGAGAUGUUAUGUUGAUGUCGGUUUCUACUCAUGUAUAUCCUGUUUUAUUUUUAUGAUGUUUAUUCAGAUCUACUAGUGAAACUAACAUAAAAUGUAGUGAAGAACUGUAUGAAUGCACUAAACAAUGUUUACUACACCACAUACAAU
Messenger RNA from Salvelinus namaycush (lake trout), 1079 nucleotides. RefSeq names its product dihydrofolate reductase-like. The transcript is spliced from 5 exons. NCBI's taxonomy places the organism in Eukaryota, Metazoa, Chordata, Actinopteri, Salmoniformes, Salmonidae. Gene Ontology annotation, cellular component: mitochondrion. The coding region runs from base 419 to 868 and encodes 149 amino acids. The record is from RefSeq and is a predicted model, not a curated record. Gene Ontology annotation, biological process: dihydrofolate metabolic process; folic acid metabolic process; tetrahydrofolate biosynthetic process. Gene Ontology annotation, molecular function: dihydrofolate reductase activity; NADP binding.